This is a messenger RNA of Cygnus atratus (black swan), 876 nucleotides long. RefSeq names its product glycoprotein A33 (gene GPA33). The record is from RefSeq and is a predicted model, not a curated record. Gene Ontology annotation, cellular component: plasma membrane. Bases 1 to 876 code for a protein of 291 amino acids. NCBI's taxonomy places the organism in Eukaryota, Metazoa, Chordata, Aves, Anseriformes, Anatidae. The transcript has 7 exons.
AUGAAAGGGCUUCAGCUGUUUGUUUUCAGUGCAGUUCUGGUGACUGCUCAUACCCUUACUGUGGAAACACCUGCCAAGGAACUACAGGUGGCACGAGGGAGCAACGCUACUCUCCGCUGUCAGUUUAAUACUGAUGCUUCCGUCACCUCAGGAGAUUUUGUUGUCUGGAGGAAAAUCAAUAGUGCGGAUGAUGCUGUCACUAGGUAUUUUGAUGGACUUGUACAGUAUGGCAAGGGCUAUGAAAACCGAAUACGAUUUACUGGUAACUUAGAGAGCGGGGACAUCAGCAUCACCAUCAAUGAAGUAACCAUGGAAGACAAUGGGACAUAUGCAUGCAGUGUUCGUCUACGGAAUGACCCUCCUCGGCAGUCUGCAGUCACGAGUCUUUUUGUCCUCAUUGCACCAUCCAAGCCAGAAUGCAAGAUUGUGGGCACAGCAGAAUAUGGACAGACGAUCAAUCUAACCUGCAUUUCUCAUGAGGGCUCCCCAAAACCCACAUACAGCUGGCAAAGCUUCAAUGUACAACAUGAACCCCGGGUACUACAAACAACAAAAGGGGAGCAAAUAACUCUGAAGAACAUCUCGGCGGAUACAUCUGGCUUUUACAUCUGCACUUCAACAAACAUUGUGGGAAAGGAAUCUUGCAACAUGACGGUCAGCGUUGUGCCACCAUCCAUGAACAUUGCCCUUUACGCUGGCAUCAUUGGAGGAGCUGUUGCUGCAAUUGUAGUUAUUGGUAUUAUAGCCUAUUGCUGCUGCUGUCGGGGGGACAAGAACACCGACUAUGAGAUGACGGAGACAAAAGAUGCAGAUGAAUUCUCCCAGAGGAAUCCUACGCAGAAUCAGAGAGCAAAAGAUGAUAAUGAAGAUGAAUGA